UGUCGCACGUGGCCGACCGCAAGCGUGAAUUUCGAAGAAUUUUGCGUUUUGUUGUGCGUCGUUCGGACGUUCUAUUACUCCGGUUAAAAUGGUUCGCAAGAAGAUAGACAAUCGGAUACGGGUUUUGAUAGAGAAUGGCGUUACCACGGGACACAGGACGAUGUUCGUCGUCGUCGGCGAGAAAGCGAGGGACCAGGUAGUGUUGUUGCAUCAUAUGUUAUCCAAGACUGUUGUCAAAGCUAGACCUUCCGUGCUGUGGUGCUACAAAAAGGACCUAGGUUUUAGUAGCCACCGAAAGAAACGAAUGAAAUCGUUGCAAAAGAAAAUCAAGUCAGGUAAAUUGGACGUUAACGAGGACGAUCCGUUCGAGUUGUUUGUCAUUUCGACCAAUAUUCGUUAUUGUUACUAUAACGAGACGCAUAAGAUAUUAGGUAACACAUAUGGCAUGUGUAUAUUACAGGAUUUUGAAGCGAUUACGCCAAACUUAUUGGCACGUACCAUUGAAACGGUGGAGGGCGGUGGAAUCAUUGUAUUUUUGCUGCAAUCUGUGAACUCCUUGAAGCAGUUGUACACGAUGAAUAUGGACGUUCAUCAGAGAUUUCGCACGGAAGCUCAUAAGGAUGUAGUAUGCCGAUUUAACGAGAGGUUUUUGCUGUCGCUGGCUUCGUGCACUCGAUGUUUGGUAGUUGACGACCAGCUGAAUGUAUUGCCUAUUUCCUCUCACAAUCUAAGAAUAGAACCUAUGCAUAAGCCGACUGUUUCGGAAGAACAGUCAAACUUGAAUGCUUUAAAGGAGAGUUUGCAAGAUACUCAGCCUGUAUCUGCAUUAAUAAAUUGCUGCAAAACAGUCGAUCAGGCAAAAGCGGUCCUUAAAUUUAUCGAGUGUAUCUCCGAGAAAACUUUGAGAUCUACCGUAUCGUUGACCGCAGCCAGAGGACGCGGAAAAUCCGCUGCGUUGGGACUCGCCAUCGCUGGAGCUGUUACCUUUGGAUACUCCAACAUAUACAUCUCGAGUCCCAGUCCGGAAAACUUGAACACUCUUUUUGAAUUUGUCUUCAAGGGAUUUGACGCGCUUGGAUACCAGGAACAUCUUGAUUAUGGUUUAGUGCAGUCCACGAAUCCAGAGUUCAACAAAGCCACUGUACGCGUAAAUGUGUUCCGAGAUCAUCGCCAAACAAUUCAGUAUAUACAUCCAACAGACACCCACAAGUUAAAUCAAGCAGAGUUGCUUGUGAUCGAUGAAGCAGCAGCAAUUCCAUUGCCCUAUGUCAAAGCGAUGCUUGGACCUUACCUAAUAUUUCUCGCAUCAACUAUAAAUGGAUAUGAAGGCACAGGUCGGUCUUUGUCGCUCAAAUUGCUGCAGCAAUUGAGGACGCAGACUGUUGGGUCAAAUAGCCACGAUGGGAAAAACGAAAAAGAGCAAAACGAGAAAACUCUUAUCGGGAGGCAGUUGCACGAACUCACUCUCGAAGAAUCGAUACGUUAUAAGCCGGGCGAUUCUGUGGAACAAUGGUUGUGCGACUUAUUAUGCCUGAAUGUUACAACAUACGCACCCAUCCUAUCUGGAUGUCCUCCUCCUGAUACGUGCCAGUUGUACUAUAUUAAUAGAGAUACAUUGUUCUCUUAUCACAAGGCUUCUGAGUUGUUUCUGCAGAGAUUGGUCUCUCUAUAUGUUGCAUCGCAUUAUAAAAAUACCCCUAAUGAUUUGCAAAUGAUGUCUGACGCACCUGCGCAUCAUCUGUUCUGUCUCUUAGGACCUGUAGAUGCCAAUAAAAAGACUUUACCCGAGAUAUUAGUAGUUCUUCAAAUUUGCUUAGAAGGCCAAGUUAGCAAAACCAGCAUAAAUGAUGGUCUAUCACGAGGUCGUAGGGCAGCGGGCGAUCUAAUACCAUGGACGAUCGCUCAACAAUAUCAAGACGAGGAUUUUCCAGUAUUGUCUGGCGCGCGCAUUGUUAGGAUUGCCACGCAUCCAGAUUAUCAAGGGAUGGGAUAUGGUAGCCGCGCAUUGCAGCUAUUGAAGCAAUACUACGAGAUGAAAAUACCCAAUAUCAAUGAAAGCGUUACACAAGAGCCAAUGACGGAAAUAAAAAAUGUUUCCGAUGAAGCGGUCGGUUUAUUAGAAGAAACUAUCGAACCUCGCAGUUCGCUGCCACCGCUUCUAUUGAAAUUGAGUGAAAGACAUCCAGAACAUCUGGAUUACAUUGGAGUGUCUUUCGGGGUUACCGAGCAUCUACUGAAAUUCUGGAAGCGGACCAAUUUCGUACCUGUAUAUUUAAGACAAACAGCAAACGACAUAACAGGGGAACAUUCUUGUAUAAUGCUUUGUAAAAUUAAUGCGGAACAAGAUAACGAUAAAUGGCUACAGGCUUAUUGGAGCGAUUUUCGCCGGCGAUUCACAAGUCUGCUCUCCUAUUCGUUCAAUACUUACGCAGCGUCACUUGCAUUGAGCAUAUUAAUUAACAGAACAAUAUCCUUAGAAUCUAUCACGUUGAGUAAAGAAACAUUGGACGUUUAUUUUACAUCGUACGAUCUGAAACGUUUACAAAUGUACAGUAACAACAUGGCAGAUUAUCAUUUGAUUAUGGAUUUGGUGCCAUCAUUAGCACGCCUACAUUUCUUAAAUAUGAUGGGAGACACUCAUUUCUCGCCAGCGCAGUCGGCAAUUCUACUUGGUUUGGGCUUGCAACAUAAAACUGUCGACAAAUUGGCAGAAGAAUUGAAGCUGCCGUCUUCGCAGUUGCUCGGCUUAUUCAAUCGUAUAAUACGUAAAUCCAUCCAAUAUUUCAACAGAGUCGCGGAAAAAUACGUCGAGAGCACUAUGUUGACUAAAGACUCGGUUAACGAAGAAGUAAAAUUAGAUCCUCUAGGUGGACAAAGUUUACACGAGGAAUUGGAAAGCGCAGCUAAGGAAUUAAAAAUUAAACAAAAGGCAGAAUUAGAAAAACUGAAGAAAGAAAAUUUGGAGCAGUACGCUAUCAAGGGAUCGGAAGCGGAAUGGACUAGUGCGCUAUCCGCCAAGCAAAGUAAAAAACUUAUCUCUAUAAAGACCGGCGAAAAGAGAGCGUCAGGAGCAGACGAUAGCAUACAAGAAUCUGAGAAAAAACACACGAAGAAGAAAAAAAAGAAACAUACAUAACUUAUGUAUAGUACGAAAUAAAUAAAUGAUCGACAGGUUUAUAAAUA
Temnothorax curvispinosus is the source of this 3183-nucleotide messenger RNA. RefSeq names its product RNA cytidine acetyltransferase. NCBI's taxonomy places the organism in Eukaryota, Metazoa, Arthropoda, Insecta, Hymenoptera, Formicidae. The transcript has 17 exons. The record is from RefSeq and is a predicted model, not a curated record. Gene Ontology annotation, biological process: rRNA acetylation involved in maturation of SSU-rRNA. Gene Ontology annotation, molecular function: tRNA binding; ATP binding; 18S rRNA cytidine N-acetyltransferase activity. Gene Ontology annotation, cellular component: nucleolus; 90S preribosome. The coding region runs from base 89 to 3136 and encodes 1015 amino acids.